This is a messenger RNA of Struthio camelus australis, 2427 nucleotides long. NCBI's taxonomy places the organism in Eukaryota, Metazoa, Chordata, Aves, Struthioniformes, Struthionidae. The record is from RefSeq and is a predicted model, not a curated record.
AAUAACAGUUCACUGUGCGCCCAGAUCUGCAGGGGAUGGAAGGGAAAGGCCACGCAUAGCUCGCAGUGGGCUUGUAAGUACUGCCAUGACAUCAACACUGCUGGGAACAAAAAAGUCUUAAAGAACCAUGAGCUGUCUGGUCUCAAUGAGUACGAGCUGCGAGUCCUGCUUCUCCAAAAUGACCCUUUCCUCCUCCCUGAUGUAUGUCAAUUUUACAACCAAGGGAAAGGCACCUGUGCCCAGCAAAACAACUGCAACAAGCUUCAUGUUUGUCGACAUUUUCUCCGAGGGGGAUGUAGAUUUCUUCCAUGCAAGAGGUCCCACAACCUCCUGAAUACCCAUGAGUUGCAUGUAUUGGAAGCUGGUGGGAUUGAUUUAAAGACAGCUUCGAAAUUCCAGACUAUAUGUGAUCACAAGCACGUGGAAUUCAGCAAGGAACUGAAGAAGGCAAAAAGUUCCAGUAGCAAUGCACCUGGUCAGAACCAACACCAGCAGCCAACAGGAGCGGGAGAUAGCGAUAAAGGUAAAAAAGAUGAUUCCUCUGUUAAAGAUUCAAAGGACAACAAAGUAGACAAGUGUGAUGAGAUAUGCUUGUUUUAUGUCUGGAAGUACUGCAAACAUAACGAUAGUUGCAGACAGAUUCAUUACCAUUUGCCAUAUCGAUGGCAGGUAUACAAUGGGAUCACUUGGAAUGACCUUUCCAUGAUGGAGGAAAUUGAAAAAGCCUAUUGUGACCCAAAAAACAACAGCAUAGCUGAUAGGAACAUUAAUUUCCAGACAAUGACUUGUGGUAGUUCUUCACUUCGACGCCUUUCUACACCAUCAUCUGUGACAAAACCCACAUUUGUAUUGACCACACAGUGGAUUUGGUAUUGGAAAGAUGAUCAAGACCAGUGGAUUGAAUAUGGAGGACAAGGAGAAGGGGGCAACAUGAACUCACUACCCUCUGAUAUUUUAGAGAAUUUAUAUCUAGCAGAUCCAGAUGCUACUAUACCUUUCCAGACUGACUUGCAUUGUUACGAGCUCAAUUUUAAAGAAAUGAUCCAGACAAAUACUCGUUUUAGAACUCGAAGACAGGUCUGCAGACGACCAAAGUUUGUGUCUUCUGAAGAUGUGGACAAGAUAAAGAAAGGACAAAGGGAUUCUUCUAUUCCAAAUCAAACCUGUCCUGCCUACUGGGACCAAUCAGCACUACCUGAGUUGGGAUAUAAGGCAGUGGAGAUCAUUAAUACAUCCCCUGAAUACAAUGAAAUACAGAAGCUGUUUAAGAAGACUAUGAAAAACUAUACUGUCCAUAGAAUAAGGAGGAUUCAGAAUCCAUCCCUCUGGAAAGUGUUUCAGUGGAAAAAGGAGCAGAUGAAGAAGGAAAAUGGAGGGAAGGAAGUAGAUGAAAGGUUCCUGUUCCAUGGAACGAAAAGCUCCUUCCUGGAAGCCAUCUGCAAUCACAACUUUGACUGGAGAGUUUGUGGAACCAAUGGAACAACCUAUGGAAAGGGAAGUUACUUUGCUAGAGAUGCUUCCUAUUCCCAUGAAUAUUGUCAACCUGCAGUGAAACCAACCGUCAUGUUUGUGGCUCGUGUAUUGGUUGGAGAUUAUGUUCAAGGCAAUUCAAGCUAUGUUCGCCCCCCACCCAAGUCUGCCAAUAUGCUUCUGUUUUAUGACAGCUGUGUGGACAAUGUGUUAAAUCCCUCCAUUUUUGUCGUCUUUGAAAAAUACCAGAUUUACCCAGAGUAUCUAAUAGAGUAUAACGAGGCAGAAAAAAAAUGUAUUAUAUCUUAGAGAAGGAUGAGAGCAGUUUCUAUCCCUCAUCUUAUUUUCCUUAUUCCUCAGAGAUUCUCAUACUUAGUGACUUUUUUUUUAAUGCACAAUUUUGAAUGUUUAUCUGAAGAAUUUUCAUACUGAAGAAGGCUGGAAAACAGAUGUCGUACUUAACAGACUUAUCGCCUUGUCUUCUCCUCUUCCUUAUCCAAAUCUAAUAGACAUUUGGAUAACCAUAGCAGAAAAAUCAGAAUCAUGGGAUGGGAAAGUUGACUUUUGUGACGUUUGCAGGCAAAUAAUUUUAAAUAGUUUCUUGGAAAUAGGUAAAGAGGGUUUCUCUUUACAAACAGGUUCAAUCAAAAGUGAAAUCAGGACUAGGAUAGUUUUUGAGCAAAGUCACAGCUUUUUAGUGUUUCUCAGGUUUCUGUAGUGUUUUGCAAUGUUGAGGGCUUUGUAGAGUCUUGAAGAUUCUUUUCAGAGCAAAAUAUUGUUCUUGACGCUCUCUUCUAUCAUAAUUCUAAGCAAGCCGAAGUACUUAAAACUGAUGUGACUUAGUUUUCAAAACGCUAUUUGUUAGUGCCAAUAUUAGUUUCAAGUUUAAACCAAAAAUAAAAAGCUUCUUUUAAACUCAUGUUGUACGUUCAGAUGGAACUUCCUGUGUUUCAGUUU